AUGUAUCUCAACUUCCCACCGUCGAACGCUCGAGAGGAGAAAAUCGCUGCAGCGGUCCUGGCUGUUCGCGCUUCAACCGAUGACAGCGACUAUUGUUACGGACUUAGCUGUGGAAACGAAUGGGUAUGGGCCAGAUGGGUCCUUUUGGUAUUCUUUUUGGUUGCAAUAGCGUCGCUCGCUUUGACUGCUAUUAAAAUCAACGGGAGACGGGUCAGGCUCGGUCAACGACCCAUCAUUGGCACAGCGUGGUUUACACCUCCUUCAUAUCGGCAAUCCGAGAGGCAGUACCGGAGUGGAACGCAAGACUACGUGCCUCCAUACACAGAAACUGCGAACGAAAACGAUCUGGGCUACUACGAUAAUCAGGGCGCCUUCCAUCUCAGCUCCAAAGCAGAAAACACGAGUCCUCCGCCACCUUUGGACACGGAUGAGGUCUUUGAAUACCCGCAGGAGCCACCUUCGGCUGUUACUAGAGACGAUGUAAGUGCAGAUCGCUUUUCUGUGGACUUUACUCGGGACUUUCAUCACUACUACCGAGGCACCGCAGCAGAACAAUCGACGAGUGGAAUUGGCCCCGAAAACAAUAAUGAUCAGGCGCCAAGGCCCUCCGUAAAUCCAUCUGCGGAUGUCGCAUCCUCUCCCAUUGAAAUGCAGCAGAUUCCUAAAAAGCCCGAAGAGGUCCGGGUGCAUCGCGUUUGA
Lachancea meyersii CBS 8951 is the source of this 699-nucleotide messenger RNA. NCBI's taxonomy places the organism in Eukaryota, Fungi, Ascomycota, Saccharomycetes, Saccharomycetales, Saccharomycetaceae. The record is from the annotation of a GenBank genome assembly.